GCUAUUAGGUAAAUUGUAGAAAAUAUUGAAAUUUUGAGUUAAUUACAUUUGGAUUAACUUAUUAUUGAUUACCCAGGUUUUGGAUCUCUCGCCUCUGACGCUGCUGACUGUUGCCAGAGUCCAGAGAGAGAUAGAGAGGGCUAUGGCGUUGAGAUCCUCCGGUAGAAAACUAUCCUUUGAGAUCCUAACGAAGAGCAAUUCUCUGGAAGAAGACCAAUUACUUCUCCUCAGCCAAUCAAGCCCCGAUACCGCGAGAUCGAGCCCGACGAACAACAUUCCCAAGAAGAAGCGAAGGAGGAACAAGCACAAGAAGUCGAGCCCUCAUGCCGAUUCCUACUCCACAAUCGCCGAGGAUCCAUCGGCGGCGGGAAGCAGCCUCGCGGGUUCAAAUUCAAAUUCCAAUUCCGUGAUCGAGUCGCCGAUAUCUGCAACGGGGGAGUUGCAAAAUGGAAGCGUGUUCAUGGAGGAUAGGUUUAGCAGCCGUUACGGUGGAGGAGGCAGCGUGGUGUGUACUACACCAACAAUCACUGUCGUCGAGUGUGUGUGCGAUAACUCUACAAACAACGGCGGCAACAGCUAUGUCGAGUUGAGGCAGCGGAAUGUUGUAAGCGUAGGAGGAGAAGGAGAGGGAAGGAAUGAUGAGGAUUUGCCUUCUGUUCUGAGGGUGAUUGGAGAGACUACCGUGGAGCGCGAGUUGGAGGUCGUUUCUGAUGAUAAACCGCGAAAUGAGCCGCCGCCGAUGCCCAAUGGCGGUUGCUUGCCGAGGUUGGAGACUGCAGAGUCAUUGGAUUGGAAGCGACUCAUGGCCGAGGAUCCUACUUAUCUCUUUUCAGUGGAGAAGUCACCAUUGAAUUACUUCAUGGAUGAAAUAGACGAAGGCAACUCAUUACGGCGAACAACAACUCUUGGCAGUGAGAAAGAAAGGGAGAGGGUAUAUGACACUCUAUUCCGCUUACCAUGGCGAUGUGAGCUGCUUAUUGAUGUUGGCUUCUUCGUGUGUUUGGAUUCCUUCCUGUCACUGUUGACUGUCAUGCCAACAAGGGUUCUGAUGACUCUUUGGAGGCUUCUCAAGAGAAGGCAGUUCCAGAAGCUCUCUGCUGCGGACUGGUCAGAUUUUGGCUGCUUUAUUGUGUUGGCCUCUGGAGUCCUUCUUUUAGACCGAACAGAUAUCAGCUUAAUAUAUCACAUGAUUCGUGGUCAAGGAACAAUCAAACUAUAUGUGGUUUACAAUGUUUUGGAGAUAUUUGAUAAAUUAUGCCAAAGUUUCGGAGGAGAUGUAUUUCAGACAUUGUUCAAUUCUGCUGAGGGUCUUGCUAGCUGCCCACCAGAAACCAAAAGAUUCUGGAUUUGGAGAUUUCUUGCAGAUCAAGUCUUGGCAAUGGCAUUUUCCAAUAUCCUUAUACUUCUCCAUUCUUUCCUUCUAUUAGCUCAGGCAAUUACUUUAUCCACAUGCAUUGUUGCUCACAAUAAUGCAUUAUUGGCUUUGCUGGUAUCAAAUAAUUUUUCGGAGAUAAAAAGCAAUGUCUUUAAGCGUUUCAGCAAAGAGAACAUUCACAAUAUUGUAUACGCUGAUUCAGUGGAGAGAUUCCAUAUUACAGCAUUUCUACUGUUUGUUUUGGCUCAAAACAUCCUAGAAGCCGAGGGUCCAUGGUUUGAGAGUUUUGUUUAUAAUGCACUCUUGGUUUUUGUAUGUGAAAUGUUAAUCGACAUCAUAAAGCAUUCAUUCCUUGCAAAGUUCAAUGACAUAAAACCUAUCGCCUAUUCUGAAUUCUUAGAAGAGCUGUGCAAUCAGACUCUAAAUAUUCAAUCUGGGGACAAAAAGAAGAUUCUCACUUUUAUACCGCUGGCACCAGCAUGCGUAGUCAUCCGAGUGCUCACUCCAGUAUAUGCAGCUCACCUACCGUACAGCCCACUCCCUUGGAGACUCUUCUGGGUAUUCCUGUUGACUUCCAUAACCUUUGUCAUGCUCACAAGCCUGAAGAUAAUGAUCGGUAUGGGACUGCAAAAGCAUGCCUCUUGGUAUGUAAACAGGUGCCGCAGAAGGAAACACCAUCUUCACUCCGAGUAAUCCUGGCAUGGAAUAAGUAGAGAAAACGAAAUGGGUGAGAUAUCACACUCCACUCCUUCCAGCUCCACUGCUGUCAUGAGUUAUAACGGGAGUCACCUCAAGUUUUGCCAGAACAAUCUUUCUUCUCCAUUAUAGCCAGCUCGCUGACUCAACGCUGUCUAUGAUCGGAGAGAAGUUAUCCCGUCACUCGAGCUUGCCUGUAUGGUAAAAUUUUGUUUCAAUCUCGUGCUUUCAUUUUCGACUCGAGAGAGCACGAAAUCUUACAAUGUAAUCAUAAUGAAGCCUCCUGCAUUCUCAAGAACCUCAAGGGCAGCUAGCUUCCUCUGUUUUUUGUGUUUAAUAGUUGGGACUUGGGAGUGUAUGAGCUAUAUUGAUAGAAUGAGCAUAUGCAUAGAAAUAGUUCAGCCCUAAAGUGUACAAAUUUAGUUUCCACCUUUACGUGUGUUUGGGGUUGGAUGGUGCUAUAGCUCUGCAACUCCUUUUAUUUUACGAUUACUUGGGGGUUG
Molecule: messenger RNA, 2574 nt
Organism: Linum tenue
Lineage: Eukaryota; Viridiplantae; Streptophyta; Magnoliopsida; Malpighiales; Linaceae
Source: the annotation of a GenBank genome assembly